This is a messenger RNA of Glycine soja, 1823 nucleotides long. Its product is annotated as F-box/FBD/LRR-repeat protein At5g56420-like. Gene Ontology annotation, molecular function: protein binding. Lineage: Eukaryota; Viridiplantae; Streptophyta; Magnoliopsida; Fabales; Fabaceae. The transcript is spliced from 4 exons. Bases 44 to 1273 code for a protein of 409 amino acids. The record is from RefSeq and is a predicted model, not a curated record.
CUUGUUCUUCUUUCAAUUAACCCCACCACCACUACCACCACCUAUGGCGGAAUCCUCCGAGCCACCGUCGCAUCGGCAGAAACCAACCACCGGCGAUGACGACAGAAUCAGCCACCUCCCCGAUGUGCUCCUCCUCCAAAUCCUCUCCCUCCUCCCCACCAAGCAGGUCGUCAUCACCGGCAUUCUCUCCAAGCGGUGGCGUCCGCUCUGGCCCGCCGUCUCGGUCCUCGACUUCGACGACGAGUCCUCCCCGGAGUUCCACCAUCCCGGAGGUCUCACUGGCUUCGCCGAAUUCGUCUACUCCGUGCUCCUCCUCCACGACGCGCCCGCCAUCGAGCGCUUCCGCCUUCGCUGCGCCAACCCUAACUACUCCGCGCGCGACAUCGCCACUUGGCUGUGUCACGUGGCGCGCCGCCGCGCCGAGCGCGUGGAGCUCUCCCUCUCGCUCUCGCGCUACGUGGCGCUCCCGCGCUGCCUCUUCCACUGCGACACUGUCUCGGUCAUGAAGCUCAACGGCGUGUUCCUCAACGCGCUCGCUUCUUUCUCCGUCUCUUUGCCUCUGCUGAAGGUUCUGCAUGUCGGGGAUAGGGUUCUGUUUGGUUGUCACGAUUAUGUGGUGAAGCUUCUCGCUGGGUGCCCCGCGCUCGAGGACUUGGUGCUCGAAUCAACCUACAACGAUGCCUGCGGAGGUGUCGUUUGCGCCGAGGGGAACUUUCAGCUGGAUUUGAAGCACUUGUCCAGUGCCAAAAUUGGGUUUUCUUGGAAGGAGAGGUGCCUCAAGUCCAUGCUUUUGAUUUUCCGAGCGCUCUCUAACGUUCGAUGCCUCUCGCUUUCGACCUCCACGGUUGCGUGUCUGAAGCAUGCUUCUACCAGUGAUAUUCCAGUGUUUGACAAAUUAAUCCAGCUGGAAAUUUCAUUCGGAAACUAUUCAUGGGAUUUGUUAGCAAGCUUGCUUCAACGUUCCCACAAGCUUGAAGUUCUUACAAUUUAUAAGGAACCACAAAAAUAUGCAAAGGGACAAGAGCCAAGAUGGAUCCAUCCACUGCUUGUUCCUGAAUGCCUUUUACAUCUCAAAACAUUCUGCCUAAGAGAGUAUCAAGGAUUGGAAACUGAGCUGGAUUUUGUAGGGUAUAUUAUGCAAAAUGCCAGAGUGUUAGAGACAAUGACAAUCUACAUAUCAAGUUCCUUAGGUUCAGAGGAAAAGCUCCAAAUUCGCAGGCAUUUAUCUAUACUUCAAAGGAACUUUGAAACCUGUCAAAUUGUAUUCCAUUGAAUCUUAUGUCUUCAAGAGAAGAAAACAAGUACCAGCGGUUUCAAGUGCAGAAAUCAUUCGUAUAGAGAUGCUAUGCAGCAAUUUGUAGUCAUCAAAAGUUGAUGGAAUCCUAUUUUGAUCUGAACAGCAUAAUGUUUGAAGGCCUUCCUUUUAGUUACUAAUACUUUAUAGUGUAUUUCUUUUGUUAUUGGGAAUACUUCUAGUUGGUCUAGCAAGAAGCAAAACACUUGGCUAACUAAGGUUCAUUAUAGGCUGUGUAACAUAGAUACUUGUCCACCUGAGGAAGUCAUCCUUACAUACUUACUUUGAGGGGUAUUUUUUUGCAUACUUCAAAGUUCAGAGCAGCUUUCUCUUGAGAAAUUAUCUGACUGCUCUGCAACAUUUCGUGUAAAGCCUGUACAACAUUUGAUCAUGGUAUGUGACCAAGUCAGCUGUUUUGUGUUGGUUAAUUUCUGACAUUUAACAUUGUAAUAGUGAUGAAUAUAACUGAGUUUUCUUAGUACAAAAGUAACUUCAAAUGAGUUGUAGAAAUAAGGUAGUCUAUGGGGAA